This is a messenger RNA of Mytilus californianus (California mussel), 2620 nucleotides long. RefSeq lists its product as uncharacterized. NCBI's taxonomy places the organism in Eukaryota, Metazoa, Mollusca, Bivalvia, Mytilida, Mytilidae. The transcript has 13 exons. The record is from RefSeq and is a predicted model, not a curated record. Bases 185 to 1552 code for a protein of 455 amino acids.
UCAAAUAGUUCCUCGACAGUACACACAAAUCCACCCAUGUAUGUUAUCUGUUUUACAUGUAGGCGAAAUGCAGGAAAUAAUUCAAAUGCAUCUGCAUUAUAUUCAAUAAGAGGAUCGUGGUUGCUGUCUCAUUUACGUUCUAAACACGUCUGCAUUUUUUGUGAUUUUGUAGGUCGAUAUAAUCAUGCUUGGGGUUCUUGUUUUUGUCCUCACCAUAUACCAUGUUUCAAUGAGCCAUAUAUAUUACAAACAGCUUAACAGAUAUUGUUUGCCUUACUAUGAUUGUGAGCCAGGAAAUGAAAUACAACCAUGUACAGUAAACUCUACUCGUGAUUUAUGUAGACCUUGUGUUGAUGGAAUGGUCCAGCCAGAUCUUAUAUCAUCUUCAGUGAAGGGCAAUACAAAUAAUACUGCAUGUUUCAGACCCAAAAAGUAUUGUCUAGCGCAAGAUAUCACAAACAAACGAAAUUGGAACAAUGCUGAUAGAGGUUUAUGUGACAGUCUACAUGGUUGCAAGUGCAAAACAAUAGCAUGCUUCUACGGAGAUCCCUGCUUAUGUGACGAAAAAAGAGAUGGCUGCCAACCUGGAACAACAUUAAACGAAGCCGGAGAAUGCAUUCCCUGUCCAAAUGGUACAUAUAAGAAUGACAACGGCUGUGGUCCUUGUCGACAUUUGCAAAGAAGUAAUCACAUUGUCAAUCCUACUACACAGAACGCUCGUAUAGUUAGCACUUACAUAUCUUUACCAUCACCUGCACACGUUCAGAUGAAUCCAAAUAGACUGGAAGAAAAUGAUAAUCUUUUGGUAAUUUUUAUGGUUGCCCUUAGCGUGCUGAUCAUAUUAUUAUCUAUGGUUACAAUAGCGAUUUGCUUUAAAAGAUCCGGCUUUGUUCUUGCGGGGAUCUGUUGGACACAUGGGAGAGGGCAACCAGACAACACAGAUCAUAUACACAUCGAACCUUUGAUUAAAGUUGCGAAUCAAGAUGACAAUGUAACAAUUCGAAAGACAGAAGGUCGAAAUAUAACUGAUAAUCCGGGUGGUCAACCUCAAUGGCAUUAUCCAUCGCAUAAUUUUAAAAGCGGGACACAGGCAGAUGUCAUGUCUAUUUCAAACGAAUCUGGUUUUCAUGAGGGAAAUGGCAUAAUUGCAGCAGUAAAUGGCAAAUGUGAAAAUUGUAAAACGUCAACAGAUUCAACAUCAAAUUAUUACAACACGUAUCGUCAAGCUUUAAAGCAGCAAUUAACAGACGUUAAUGAAUUACCGACAAAUGCGAAAACUAGUGGCAAAAAAGACAUGAAAAUUGAAAAGAAAUUGAAAAAUAAAAUGCAGAAACCAUUAUCAAUUGAUAUACCAACAAUGAACCCCAAUGACAGUUUUAAUGUUUCUGACACAUACAGUCCAGUCACAACAGACUCUGAACCUCAUACUCUUUGGACAGGAAUUGGUCAAGCGCAUCAAAGUGAUACCAGUGGCUAUCAAACUCAAUCUAAUGAGGCUUCCGGGGACUACAUGUCUAUGCAUGUGUCUAGUAAGUAUACCACUAAACAGUAGUGACAAUAAUGAGACGAUACUCAGUAAUCUGGAAAACUUUAAUUUUGGAAUCAAAGGUAUUAAUAUGAACACUUUUAAUAGCAUGAGCGGCCAAUCAGAAACAGAAAUGAAACAUUGUGGUUCAAAAAGCAUUGACAGUGGAGUGUCUCUAACAUACAAACAUCCAGAUAUAUAAACAGAAAAUAUAAGACAUAAAACGCAGAAGACACAAAGCCGUCAGUGUUAAUUAAUGGUAAUUUAGUCUGAUUACUAUCAUAUUCUUGGAAAUUAGAUUAAAUCUAAUAAAAAUGUAUGAUAUUGAUCGUACAUUCCAAAUGCGUGUUCCUAGUCUGUAUUGAAAUGACGGGUUUGAGAUGCUAUACAAAGGAUGUGGUUACAUGUAAUGUAAAUAAUUUACAAGUAAGCAACAGAAAAUUGUGUUUGGUAUGUAAACCGUGCAAUAUUAUUAUUUAAGAACUGUAUGUAGGUUUUGUUAUCUACUGAUGCAUUCAUAAACAAUGUGUACAUAAACAAUGUAUUCAUAAUUAAUGUGUUCAUAAACAGUGUGUACAUAAGCAGUGUGUUCAUAAUCAAUGUGUUCAUAAACAAUAUUUUCAUAAUCGAUGUGAUCAUUAACAAAGUGUUCAUAAUUAAUGUGUUUAUAAAUAAUGUAUUCAUAAUCAAUAUGUUCAUGAACAAUGUGUUCAUACUCAAUGUGUUCAUUAACAUUGUAUUCAUUAUCAAUGUGUUCAUAAAAAUGUGUUCAUAAUUAAUGUGUUCAUAAACAUGUGUUCAUAAUUAAUGUGUUCAUAAGCAAUGUGUUCAUGAAUAAUGUGUUCCUAAUUUCUUUUAAAUGUACUCUGCUAAUGUUUUGGUCAAAUCGAAUGCAUGAAACAUACAAUACCAUACGUGUUGAUUAUUCUUUGCUGACUGUCAGUUGAAGCACUGAAUAACAACUUGAUAUGUAUAUUUCUUGAUUUCAUAUAAACUGUGGACUAAUGCUUUUAGUCAAACAUGCUUUAUUUUAAACCACUAUAUGUUUUUAUGCAUGUGAUUGAUAUCUGUAUUCUGAUAAAACGAAACGCUAUA